AUGUCCCUCGCCAAUGCCGCGCGGCGGUCCUUCACGUCGAGCAGCGUGCGCCGCGGCAAGCUCGGCCUCGAGGGCCUGGCGUCCAAGGUCGACCUCGGCAGCUCCCGCGUGCUCAUCCGCCUGGACCUGAACGUGCCGCUGUCCAAGGACGACGGCGUGACGAUCACGGACGACACGCGGCUCCGCGCCGUCGUGCCGACGAUGAACUUCCUGAAGGAGCAGGGCGCCCAGGUCGUCGUCGCGACGCACAUCGGGAGGCCCAAGGGCGAGCCGGACGCGAAGUUCUCCGUCGCGCCGAUCGUCGGCCGCUUCUCGGAGCUUCUGGACACGGACGUCGUCAAGGUCGACGACUGCGUCGGCGACGACGUCGCCCAGGCCUGCGGCGCCAUGCCCGCGGGCGGCGUCGUGCUCCUCGAGAACGUGCGGUUCCACACGGGCGAGACGAAGAACUUCGACGACUUCGCGGCCGCGCUCGCGGGCUCCUGCGGCGCGACGGCCUACGUCAACGACGCCUUCGGCACGGCCCACCGCGCCCACGCGUCCACGGAGGGCGUCGUCAAGUUCAUCGACGGGCCCGCGGCGGGCGGCUACCUCAUGGAGAAGGAGCUCGUCUACAUCAAGGGCAGGAAAAGGGUCUACAUCAAGGGCGCGAUCGACGACCCGAAGCGCCCGCUCACCGCGAUCCUCGGCGGCGCCAAGGUCUCGACGAAGAUCCCGGUCAUCGAGUCCAUGCUCGACAAGUGCGACAACGUGCUCGUCGGCGGCGGCAUGAUCUUCACGUUCUACAAGGCCAUGGGCCACUCCGUCGGCGCGUCGCUCAUCGAGGAGGACAUGGUGCCCAUGGCCAAGGACCUCAUCGCCAAGGCGAAGGCCAAGGGCGUCAACUUCCUGCUGCCGACGGACGUCGUGGUGGCGGACAAGUUCGCGGCGGACGCGAAUUACAAGGUCGUGCCCGUCGACGGCAUCCCCGACGGCUGGCUCGGUUUGGACGUGGGCCCGGCGACGCAGGCGACCUUCUCGGCGACGGCGGCGGCGUCGACGACGGUCGUCUGGAACGGGCCCAUGGGCGUCUUCGAGUUCGACGCCUUCUCCAAGGGCACGUUCGGCGUCGCGGACGCGCUCGCGGCGAACGAGUCCGCGAUCACGAUCAUCGGCGGCGGCGACUCCGUCGCGGCCGUCGAGAAGGCGGGCCUCGCGGACAAGAUGUCCCACAUCUCCACGGGCGGCGGCGCGUCCCUCGAGCUCCUCGAGGGCAAGGUCCUCCCGGGCGUCGCCGCGCUCGACGACGCCUAG
This is a messenger RNA of Aureococcus anophagefferens, 1293 nucleotides long. RefSeq lists its product as hypothetical. Gene Ontology annotation, cellular component: cytosol. Gene Ontology annotation, biological process: gluconeogenesis; glycolytic process. Lineage: Eukaryota; Pelagophyceae; Pelagomonadales; Pelagomonadaceae. Gene Ontology annotation, molecular function: ADP binding; ATP binding; phosphoglycerate kinase activity. The record is from RefSeq and is a predicted model, not a curated record. The transcript is spliced from 2 exons. Bases 1 to 1293 code for a protein of 430 amino acids.